This is a messenger RNA of Chaetomium strumarium, 663 nucleotides long. RefSeq lists its product as uncharacterized. NCBI's taxonomy places the organism in Eukaryota, Fungi, Ascomycota, Sordariomycetes, Sordariales, Chaetomiaceae. The record is from RefSeq and is a predicted model, not a curated record. The coding region runs from base 1 to 663 and encodes 220 amino acids. The transcript is spliced from 3 exons.
AUGGUCUGGCUGGAUGCAGGGUUGCCGCGAAGCCCGGCACUGCGCCCGAGGUGGGACGCUACCAAUACCAACACAUCAUCAAGCGGCAACGAACUGAGACAUGCGCCAAUUUGGGAGCGAGCGUCAGCGAGUCGCGCCGUCGGCACCACGCACCGUGAUGUGGCAAAGGCUCACGGCUGCGACGGCGCGUCCGCAACCCCGACUCCCGGGCCUGGCGAGACCGGAGCCAGCGCCACGCUUGCCCGCUCAGCCACUAGGGCCUCUGCAAGCUCCGCUAUCUCAACGGCAACGGACGAAUCGGUCAAGACUCUCAACACACUUGCCAACAUCAUCAGCCGUGACCUCCACAGCCUUGACGCGCUUGCCAAGGAACUCAAGACGUGGGCUGAGCAGAUUGACCCGGCCGUCUACGCGCAGAAGCAGAUAGGCGACCUUGCCGACUGGCCACCCGACGUCAAGAAGGCCUACAAAGAUUACAAGGCUGCGGUGGAUAGGCACCAUGUAGCCAAGGCCGCCUAUGAUGCUUACUUGGCGACUAAUCGCCAAGUCACGAACCCCGAGAGGCCCGAGAUGUUCCAGAGACGCGCAGAGCUCGCAAUUAAAUGGGGCAAGGCGGCCUGCAGAGGUCUUCUUAGCGCUCGGUCGCCAGGCCCCCGGCAAUGA